AUGGCACAGCAGGGCGAGAGACGAUCAGAGAGCUCGACCAACUGGCGGCAAAAGGAGCAGCUGCCGGCUACGAGUCCUGACAUCCCCGGGUCGAUAUCCUUCGAUCGGUCGAGAUGGAAGCCGGGUAGUAGCAGCAGCGGUGAGGGAGGCAUCCGCGGCUUUCGAGGCUGGGAGGCCGUUGACAGUGGCAGAGGCAGCCUGAAGUCGCUGGGAGCCAGAUACCACGAGUCUCCCCCUACAAGCACAGGCACAGGCACAGGGCCGUCGUCGUCCUCGUCCUCACAUGCGCAGACGCCCGUUCACCCGGCCAUCGUCGAGCGGAGGAGGCUAUAUGUCGGGAACAUGCCAUACAUGGCGAAGAAGGAGGACGUCGUCGAGCUCUUUGGCGGUCACGGCGAAGACGAGGCCAGCAGCCCCUACAACAUAGAGCGAAUUAAUAUAUCAAUUGACCCCUUUACGGGGCGGAAUCCAUCAUACUGCUUCGUGGACCUCAAGACGGCAGACCAGGCCCGAAAGGCCAUGGCUGAUUUAAACGGUAAGCUCAUGCUGGGCCGUCCCGUCAAGGUCAAUCCGGGAAUUCCCAGGGCAGAUCUACAGCCGCCGCUGGGCCGGCGAGACCUGGACCUGGACACGUCGGAGUUUAGGGAGAAGUCAACGGAGCAGCAGCAGCAACAGCAGCAGCAGGCGGAGACAUACCCUCCCAAGUUCGUCUUUGAACGGUGGACCCGAGACGAUGCCUCGAAGCACUGGUACGGCUACGCUGCGGAGGGGCGCCGGCUGUUUGUCGGCGGCCUGCCCAGGAUGCGUAACCAGCCUACCGUCGACUACGAGAUCCGCAAGGUCUUCUAUGGGUUUAACAUUGAGGCAAUAAGUAAAGUCAUAAUAUCUAAUAAGGACAGGCUCCCCCUGUCAGGAAGCCAGUAUUACUACGUCUUCGUCGACCUAGAGUCUGCAGAGGAGGCUGAUAAGGCUCUCAAGGCCCUGGACGGUGUCAGCGCCAUCUACGGCAACCGUCUGAACAUAAAGAAGGCCAGAGGUGAUUCUCGCAAGCCGUCUGAACGAGACCGCUGGCGAGCGCAGAACCAGAAAGAGGACGAAGAGAAGACUGCUGCCAAACAACAAGACCAGGAUCAUCAUCUCCUUGAUGCUCCUAUUGAAGCCGAGGGAAUCAGCCAGUCGCUUGUAUAA
Molecule: messenger RNA, 1188 nt
Organism: Nannizzia gypsea CBS 118893
Lineage: Eukaryota; Fungi; Ascomycota; Eurotiomycetes; Onygenales; Arthrodermataceae
Exons: 3
Coding region: 1-1188 (395 amino acids)
Molecular function (GO): RNA binding
Source: RefSeq, a predicted model, not a curated record